Messenger RNA from Varroa destructor (honeybee mite), 3895 nucleotides. RefSeq names its product protein tyrosine phosphatase type IVA 1-like. The record is from RefSeq and is a predicted model, not a curated record. NCBI's taxonomy places the organism in Eukaryota, Metazoa, Arthropoda, Arachnida, Mesostigmata, Varroidae. Gene Ontology annotation, biological process: protein dephosphorylation.
ACACGAAAAUGUUUGUCCUCCAGCACUCCUGCUAAUUUAGAGAAGCCAAAUCAAAGCUUCUAUUUUAUCCCUGGUGUUUGUUUUUUUUUAUAGAUUAUAUAAGUAAUACCUUCCAUUUGAAGUGUGUGGGUCAGGUGGACGCAGUUUCUCUGAAUUCGAGAAAUACAGAGCUGUUGAAGACAGAGUGAGGAUGUUGGGUUUGCGACUGUUCAUACCUGCUUAAUCCUUGGUUUCAGUCUUCUGUAAAAGUUGAUCGUAACCAAUACAAACCAAAUGUAAAUACCGUAUAAGAUCUACUGGAUGAUAAGUAAUAGUGCGAAGACCCGAAUAAGGACGACGGUAUAUGUUCGAAUGGCUUCUACAGACCCCGGUUAUCCCCAAUGAUCACUUCGCAGUUCUUUCGUGACCGUUAGGGUAACCGACCGGUAAAUGUAUCCAGCUAUAACCAACAAAAUACAACGAUUUUUCCUGCUGACCACAACAACAGAAAAACCGGAUUUUGAUCUUAGUCGAAACCAAUCAUCAGAAUCUGCUACGUAUAGAACUGAGCUAAUCGUUCCUCCUUGCGAAGUAAUAUCAGCACACUCCGCCAAAAAGACUUGCAGAGUAGAGCAUCUGUGCCCAAUACUCGAGAGCGCGCGUCUGAUAGUGGUCGUGCCUAUAUGUAUGUGUAUCUGUCUGUAAGUAAGAGAGAGAGAGGGAGAGAGAUACUCAUCAUGUCUGUUGUUCGCGGGUUAUAACAGCUCCGAACGCUCGUUCGCCGCGGGUGUUGAGGCUCGUGUUAGCGGAGCGUCGUCGUGCCCACCGCCCGGACAGCGUCGAGCUUCACGCGGCCCCUGCAACUUUGUUCCAGGCGCCUACAGCGCCGCUGUGCAAUCGGUGGCGGACUUUGAGGCUCGAGCUUCAAGCUCUUGUCUCGCCUGUAUGGCAACAGACAGCCUGGAUCACUUAUCUUUGGUUUACUAUUGCCAGGCCCAGCACGCAGCACCUUAGGGCAUUGCUAGAAGACGCCGGUCAGAUAGCUAUAAUCAGCCUGAAGUUGGUGCAUAGGAAAUAGUUAGCUGCUGGGAGGAUAAAAAAGAGAAGGUAAUUCCGCAGGCAUUUGAAAAGCUAGUCUUUCUGAUCAUCGUCAAUGUGAAUGUGAUGAGAAAUCCAAGAAACAAGCCAGAGUGGCACUCGAAAGGUUAAUAAUAAUGAUGUCUGGAUAAAGCAUUUUUUCAAACAAACACAAAUGUGUGUUGCAUUCGUAAGCCGCAUUUUCAUGUGGCAACCCCAGUACAAAAUAUACAACUAAUUUGAAGUGAACGGGUUGGAUUAGUGAACCAGUUGUUUCUACGGAGUCUGCUAGUAGUUAGUGACUCCUCGUGACAGAAAGUUGUUUGUUGUGAGUGUUGAAAGUUAGUAAUUAGUUUUACUAACUAAUCACGGAGCCGCCAGGAAGUUUCACGGAUAGGAGACGAGAAUUAUACAACGGCUACAGCUUUAUAUACAGACCUUGAUUAUUGUAAGCAGGUCCCUCUUUAACGGUCAAUAUUAAUCGCACAGCAGAAAGUCAACUGUUUUUUGCUGGUAACGAAUCAUCUGGCACUACUGAAUCGGACCUUGCGUCGCUUCGUCUGCUCCAAGCACCACGCAUGGCUCAGACGUCGCCGUGGCUCCCUUGUCGUCGAUGACGGCUGCCGCUCUGUCGCCGCUCGUACAUCCCGCCACCAUAGAGGGAACUCUGCAUAGCGUACGUUCGCUUUCAAGUCCUGCAGUUCGGAAGCUUCACGGAUUGAUAGUGAAGGCAAGCGUGGUAUCUCCAGGGGGCGGUCCUAUCGGCAACUCGAUGCGUCAGAAGGGCAGCAUUUCUCUUGGGGCCGUCGGCUCCGCUAUUAAUCUCCAGAGGCCUGGUCCCUCAGAGUUCUGCUUCAAAGGGUAUAAUUUUCUCGUCACGCAUAGGCCCACCGACGCCACCCUGCCAACCUACGUCGAGGAGUUGAAGAAGCGACACGUGACGGAUGUCGUUCGUGUGUGCGAGCCGACAUACCAAACAGAGCUACUCGAAAAGGAAGGUAUUCGAGUGCACGACAUGCAAUUUGAGGAUGGCUCCCCACCCCCAGCCGCUGUAGUUGAUGAAUGGCUUGACCUAAUCCGCAACCGUUUCAAGGAGCGACCUGACGCCUGUAUCGCCGUCCACUGCGUCGCGGGACUUGGCAGGGCGCCGGUUCUGGUGGCGGUCAGCCUUGUGGAAUUAGGUAUGAAGUAUGGCGAUGCUGUGGAACAUAUUCGUGGCCGGCGUAGAGGCGCGUUCAACGCCAAACAACUAAGCUAUCUCGAGAAGUACCGUCCGAAAAAUCGCUUAAAGCAGCGGGCGAACUCUGCCGGAAGUCAACAGCACAACUGCUGUAUUCAGUAAGCGAUAGCGGCAAAAUAUCGUCAUCACCACCAUCAUCAUCGUCAUUAUCGUCAUCAUCAUCAUCAUCAUCAUCAUCAUCACCAUCGUCACUACGGUGCUAUCUCAAGUCCAACCUUAAGUGGAUCUGUGACUUCAAUUAAUGCAAUUUAACGUCCUUAAUAUAAGGCGCGUGCGAUUCGGCUGAGAAGGAAUUCGUCUGUUACAGCUUUUUAUUGAAAACACAAUUUUCAUUUAGAGGAAAACUCCGAUCAGUUAAUGAAGGUCGACAUGAGCGCAAACUAAUACAUAUGAUUUCAGUGUUGUUUUUGAUGAAUAUUCGAUACUAACCAAACUAUUACACUAAAGAAGUCCGUACCUACUCCUGAUGUAUAUAAUGACAUAACGGCAAAUUUCAAAUAGAGAUAAGGGGCAACUCUUGACACAGCCAGUUAGACAGUCAAGCUCUCACAAGUCUUACGCUCUGUUCAGCACAGUGGCUAUCCUUAUGCAGGAACGUGAUACAGUUGAUUUGCUAACUCGGUAACUCAGUGACUCGGUACUGACGAGCCAACCUUUCAUUACGAGCUGCGGACGAAGCUAUACCUGAUAAAUGAAAAUUCACCGACCAACUCAGCGUCGAAUAAGUUAACAUGUGGUACUUUAAAGCUAUUCCGUUGGUACCACUUGCUUGCUGGGGAAUCCACUCGGAGAUCGAGUUGUUUGGAGGUGCCUUUAAUCUACUUGAUUAAUCAACUGAAUUUUCACUUCUCAAGGCAAGCGACUAUAUACGAGAAGGUUACAAACACAACGGAGAGCUAUUGUUCGUAUAGGUCACGAGCCCGAUGGAUCUGUUAUAAAUGAAUGAUGACGACACAAUAUUUACCUCGAAAGCACAUCAUAGAAGUUAUAAAUCACGUGUUAAUCUCUGUAUGGUUUUAAAGAUUGAUUCGCAUUCAAUGCUAUGUUAGCAGUGGUACGCGUCUGCAAUCCAUAAAGGCAUCUGACUGGAUAGCGACUGUCUACCACAAGCAGUAAAUUUAUAACUAUUAUAGGAUAUUCGAAUUCAUUUUAUCUUUUUCCUUUUUUCUGGUCUUCGUUUUGACAUGACGCUGUAGCGUCGUAUCUUUUGGUGUCUCCCAGGACACAUAUUCAAGAGCGCACGAUGCCAGAUCGCAAAAUGUCCGACUUUUAUCUUCAAACUGUCUAUUUCUGGAUUGUUCAUAUGUUGUGAACAACGUCAAGCUGUUGACGCCUUCUUUUUUUAUUUCGUUUUUGUCUGAUUUCCUGGGAAAGCAAUAAUUUAUAUACAGGGGGUAUUAAUUAAUAAUAGUACUUUUAAUAGGUUUUGUUGAUAUUUUUACUCCAGCGAUGUCCCGCCACUACCAUCUACAUGGUAAAGACGGAAAGGCCUUCCCGUCAGCAUAAAAUAUAUUUUGAAAAGUUAGCGUCUUCUGCACGUCUGUAAAUCAACAUCUGAACCGAUUAUGAAAUAAAGUGAAAGACAUUUCGUAAGAAGUA